Messenger RNA from Oncorhynchus kisutch (coho salmon), 3124 nucleotides. RefSeq names its product phosphatidylinositol 3,4,5-trisphosphate 3-phosphatase and dual-specificity protein phosphatase PTEN-like. Gene Ontology annotation, cellular component: cell projection; cytosol; nucleus. Gene Ontology annotation, molecular function: inositol-1,3,4,5-tetrakisphosphate 3-phosphatase activity; phosphatidylinositol-3,4,5-trisphosphate 3-phosphatase activity; protein tyrosine phosphatase activity. Gene Ontology annotation, biological process: cell motility; phosphatidylinositol dephosphorylation; phosphatidylinositol 3-kinase/protein kinase B signal transduction. The coding region runs from base 945 to 2279 and encodes 444 amino acids. The record is from RefSeq and is a predicted model, not a curated record. The transcript is spliced from 10 exons. Lineage: Eukaryota; Metazoa; Chordata; Actinopteri; Salmoniformes; Salmonidae.
GCUCUGAUUGUGUCCUUCCGCUGCCAACAAAAGAACUAGCCGACUACAAAAAACGUAAAUUGACAAUACACUGACUACGAUAUAAAACUUAUGCAAAUAAAUAGCUAUUCUGAGAAUCAACAAUUAUUUAUUUGAUAGGAAGAAAGUGUUUUUGAUUUCGCUCUAGAACUAUAUAUUUGCGGCGGUAGGAUAUUUAUUUUAAAAACCUAGCCUGCUCUACAUUUUCUUCCUCCGUUGGAAGCCAUGAUGGAAGCUUGAGAAUUCAGCUGGAGUGAAACGCGAAAAGAUGAUCCCCAGGACAUAGCUAUCUGUCAGACGAAUCUGUGCUCAUAUUUGAUCCCUGUAUAGACAAUAUAAAUGCACGGUGGAGCCUGUCACUUUUUCCGGUGUAGUUUAGCAAAUAAUUCACGACGAUGUUGAUUCGCUAGGAGGUUUUUUGAUUAAAAAAGGGGGUAACGUUAGCUAGCUAGUUAGUUACUAUACUGUAGCUUGCUAACGUUAGCUACGAGUGGAUACUGCUGCUGUCCUUUCCGAGAGUAACAUUAUUCUUCAAAUUCGAGCGCCGGAGAGUUUUCUCUCCUCGCUGUCCGGUCAAUCACGGCGGCUACUGUAGAUCAAGAGGUUCGGACCGUCUCUUAUACCAUACGGUUAGGCGGGAGGAGAAUUGUAUGUAUUUUUCAGGGGGGAUUUGAAAACAAAUUCCAGGAUUGGGAAAGUUGGGCCUGCGUGGAGGAGCAGAGCAAGGCCCGUCUUUAUGAUCCAGAGAAGACAUUCUAGUUACCUAGUUAAUCCUACUCACAACGACUACCACUGCUAGCUUUGCUAGCUUGUCAUUGCGAGAAAGGAGCUGCAAAAUCAAAAGCGCAAAGGGCGAGCGAGAGGCAAAUCAAGCGAAAGCAACGAUACUUUUUCAUAAAUAGACUCCUGUCACUAAGUUAGCUACAAUGGCUGCGAAGAUAAAAUUAAUGGUCAGCCGGAACAAAAGGAGAUACCAAGAGGAUGGGUUCGACUUGGAUUUAACGUAUAUCUAUCCAAACAUCAUUGCUAUGGGCUUUCCUGCAGAGCGACUCGAAGGAGUGUACAGAAACAAUAUAGACGAGGUUGUACGGUUUCUUGACUCGAAACAUAAAAACCAUUAUAAGAUUUACAAUCUUUGUGCAGAACGACACUACGAUGCUGCCAAAUUUAACUGCAGAGUUGCACAAUACCCCUUUGAAGACCACAACCCGCCUCAGCUAGAGCUCAUCAAGCCGUUCUGUGAAGACCUCGACCAGUGGCUGAGCGAGGAUGACAAUCAUGUGGCGGCCAUCCACUGCAAGGCAGGGAAAGGCCGCACCGGGGUGAUGAUCUGCGCCUACCUCCUGCACCGUGGCAAGUUCCAGGACGCCCAGGAGGCACUCGACUUCUACGGGGAAGUGCGGACAAGGGACAAGAAGGGAGUGACGAUCCCAAGCCAACGGCGCUACGUGUACUACUAUAGCCACCUGCUGAAAAACAAGCUGGACUACAAGCCUGUGGCUCUCCUCUUCCACAAAAUGGUGUUUGAGACGCUACCAAUGUUCAGUGGAGGCACCUGCAGGGACAGUACCGUUAAAAACAGGAGCGAGCCGAUCCCUCUGGGCUUCAAGAAAGGGAAUUGGCAUUGGGAUCCUCAGUUUGUGGUGUAUCAACUUAAAGUCAAGAUCCACACAUCCAACCCGGCUCACACGCGGAGGGAAGAAAAGCACAUGUUAUUUGAGUUUCCCCAGCCGCUGCCCGUCUGUGGAGACGUCAAAGUGGAGUUCUUUCACAAGCAAAACAAAAUGAUGAAGAAGGAUAAGAUGUUCCACUUCUGGGUUAACACCUUCUUCAUCCCCGGGCCACCGGAGGAGAGCAUGGAGAAGGUGGAGAACGGGUCGGUGGUGGUGAACGAUGUGGACGGGGUUCAGAACCAGUCCACGAUUGGCACCCCUCCCCAGGCCCCGCAGAGUGCCGAACGCAGGGACAGCGGCAGGGACAGCGACAGGGACUACCUCAUCCUCGCGCUCACCAAGAAUGACCUGGACAAGGCCAACAAAGACAAAGCUAACCGCUACUUCUCACCUAACUUCAAGGUGAAGUUGUAUUUCACGAAAACCGUGGAAGAUUCUUCGAAUUCCGAGGCGAGCACUUCGACAUCUGUCACUCCGGACGUUAGUGACAACGAGCCAGACCAUUAUCGAUAUUCUGACACCACUGACUCUGAUCCGGAAAACGAACCUUUUGAUGAGGAGCAGCACACGCAGAUCACGAAAGUGUGAACUCUUACUUUUUUUUAUAGGAACACGAAGAAAAAGAUAUGUACACCAGAGAAAAAAAAGGAGCAAACUUGAAUAUGAACUCAAAAGAAGAACCUUUGUUCCCCUGCUUCCCCCAAAACGGCAGCAGAGCAUCAUGUCAAAUGCCAAUUUUAAAAGAAAAAAAUAAUAUUCUGACCAAUAUAUUGUUUUUAGGACUCUUUUUUUUGGCAUGGCCAUGUACCAUGCGCGAGGUAUUGACGUUGUUGGGGGAAGGUGCUGUAGCUGUAAUGUUUAUAUAUACACAUACAUACAUACAUAUGUAAACAAACUUUUUUGUGUCAUAGACAAUGGAAAAGAGUAACAAUCAGGAGGACUAUGCUGCUCCUUCUCCUGUCGAAACCAAGGCCAGUGCUGCAGUCACUUUGUUUAUUUUCCCGUCUUCUCUCCCUCCCUCCCUCUUCUCUUCUACCCCCUUCACCACACCUCUUCCCUCAUCCUCCUUUACUGUGAAUGCUUCUCGUGCUCUUUGCAAGCUGUCUCACACGACGAUGACCUUUGGCCUUUGUGCUGUGGAAGCUGCAUGCAGGCAGUGGGUUGGGGGCGGGGCUGGGUUAUGAGUCUGUGAUGUCUAAAGCGUUGCCAUUCCUUUCCGUACUGUUUAAAUUAUGCAGAACAAGGCAUCCCAUGUAAUUGUCCGUUUUUUUUAUUAUCCUAAAAUAAUAAAAAAUAUAAUACACAAAACAGCAGGGAGACAAGUGUUUGCAAUGUCAACACUUUAUAUACAUUUAAAGAACCGUGGCGGUAUGCAUGUAUUGGAAUUUAGCACCCAUCCCUAAUAAAUGUAUGCAAUGUCAUCCUUUCUUAGA